AUGAUGGGUGGGUAUGACGUAGAUGAAGGCGAUAUGCCAUGGGCUGUAUCUAUACAUGCAAUUUAUGGGGGAAUUGAUUUUGCUUUCUGUUCUGGGACUCUUAUUUCGAGACGUCAUGUAAUAACGGCAGCUCAUUGCUUUUCUAAAUAUGUAAAUGUGCCGGACGAUGUUGAAGAAUGCACGUAG
Molecule: messenger RNA, 186 nt
Organism: Meloidogyne enterolobii
Lineage: Eukaryota; Metazoa; Nematoda; Chromadorea; Rhabditida; Meloidogynidae
Source: the annotation of a GenBank genome assembly